Messenger RNA from Colletotrichum siamense, 642 nucleotides. RefSeq lists its product as uncharacterized. The record is from RefSeq and is a predicted model, not a curated record. The transcript has a single exon. NCBI's taxonomy places the organism in Eukaryota, Fungi, Ascomycota, Sordariomycetes, Glomerellales, Glomerellaceae. The coding region runs from base 1 to 642 and encodes 213 amino acids.
AUGAGCUUAACCUCCAAUACUGGUCAUAACGGCCCCCGCACUUACGCACCUUACCGCCAAAUUCGGGCGCACUAUGAUGACGAGACUAUCACUGUCUACCAGGCCUAUAGCUCAUCCAUUGCAACGGCUGCUAUCGAGGCUCAACGACUAGAUGCGUCGCCAAGCUUCAAGCUCACCAGAAUGACCUGGAUCAAGCCCAGCUGGACUUGGAUGCUCUAUCGUGCUGGAUACUCUUACAAAGACCUUGGCCAAGAACGCAUCCUGGCUUUGAAGAUGCCACGCGAAUAUUUCAUCGGACUCCUUCGCAAAGGAAGGUUAUCACACGCUGCAGUUGCGCAGGACGGCGAGAAGGUUCGGAUCCAAUGGGAUCCAGAACGCACGGUGCGACUGGAUAAGCUACCAUAUCGAAGCAUUCAAAUCGGAAUCCCUGUGGGAAUUUGCAAGACUUGGGUGAAGGAAGGAAUCGUGGGGAUCGAAGAUGUCACUGGUCGUGCCAGGGAGUUGAAGAGAGUCUUGGACGAGAACCCGACAAUUUCGGAUAGAGAGCUGGCCAAAUUGGGAUUGAUGCCAUCAGAAGAGGAGUUUGUUGUACCUGGCGAUGUGCAAGGAAUAUUGGAGAUGACCCCGGCCCAGGUUUCAUAG